Molecule: messenger RNA, 1842 nt
Organism: Lingula anatina
Lineage: Eukaryota; Metazoa; Brachiopoda; Lingulata; Lingulida; Lingulidae
Product: N-acetylglucosamine transporter UNC93A
Source: RefSeq, a predicted model, not a curated record
CCUCUCACUCCCCUUAAUCUGCCGCUGCUUACAUGCUUCGAAAAUACAAGUCUCCCAAUAUAAGUGACAAUAUAUUUUUUUCACUUGAAAUCGUAAUUUCACCCACGUAUUAGGACAUCUAGCCUGGUGUCUACAUUCUAACGGCCUUGACUUUACUUUCUUGUUUACCAUUGAAAUCUUAUCUUUAAAUUGAUCAAUGAUACAUUGCCAUAUAUGUGUGUGAGGUAAGCAAUACUUAGACGUCUCUACAGUGCAGAUAAACCAAACUGGUUGUUUACGCUCUCAACGUAAGACACUCCACCUAAUAUCCACGAAAGUCUGUAUACCACCGCACCUUUUAAAAUGGCUCUCACCGUUGAGGCACUUCUGUCUUGCGAAGUAACGGAAACAGCAGGCGAAUCACCCAAAGCAUCAACUGCAGAGGACCACACUAGGAAGGCAACAUUACUCCAGGGUUCGUCUGGCAAUUGUUCCUUGACAUCAGAGACACAGCCCUUGUUGCUGCGCUCCCAACCCGGUGCCAGACAGUCCAGCCGAACCCCGGUCAUACAGUUGUUAGUGUUAUCUAUGGCAUUCAUGCUCGGAUUCUCUCCCUUAGCGGCUUUAUUGAACUUAGAAGGGAUUCUGAAUCCUGAGGUCGGAUAUUAUGCCUUAAUGGGCAAUUUCGGAGGCGCCGUAUUUUCUUUUGUAACAGCCCCUGUCAUUGGGCGUUUAUUGGGUGCCAAGGGAUCAAUCUUACUCGGUUGGAGCGGCCAGUUGGUCUUCAUAGCUGUACACUUUUAUGUGAAAGCCUAUAUUAUCAUUCCAGUUGCAUUCUGUGUAGGCAUAUUGCAUGCGCAAGCGAUGAUCACCAGUGGCAUUUUUGUGACCACGUUCGCCCUACAGUAUUCAGAAGUCACUAAAAAACCGCAAAAUACCGUCAUGGGAAUGUUUAACGGAAUAUUCUUUGCCCUGUUCUCGUUUGAAACUGUCUGGAGCAACCUCGUUUCAUCGUUGAUUCUAAUUCAACCUGUAGACGACUUUGUCAACGGAACAGCGGUUCCAAACCCAAUAAAUUUAAGUCAGCUAUGUGGACCAGCUUUCUGUCCGUGGGAGGAUACAUCCGGGACCUACAUUCGGCAGCCGGAACAGUACAUAGUGUACAUUCUUCUGGGGUGUUUUCUUGCAAUGCCAGGAACGGCUUUACUCAUAACAAUGUUCUUUCUUAAGAAUGUUCACCCAUCCAGCGGUGACGCCAUGCACGGUUCUAAAGACUUCUUCUUCGUCAUCGUCAACUUGAUAUUUAAGAAGAGACUGAUCCUCAUCAUCCCUCUUUUUGUAGCAAUAGCAAUUGAACAGGAGUUUAUCUUCACUGAGUUCACAAAGGCAUUUGUCAGCUGUGAGAUAGGCGUCCACUAUAACGGGUGGGUAAUGCUGGCCUAUGUUGCGGGUCAGUUGCCAAGCAACCUGGCAGCUGGACGAUUGGUCAAACACCUAGGCUGGCCUAUCAUCUACAUCCUGGCAUUCCUGUGCAACUGCGCAUGCCUGACUAGCAUGUUGUUCCUCGAUCCAUUAAACAGGGGCAUGGAGUUCUAUUUUCUCAUUCCGGUUGCUUGGGGGUUUUCGGACUCGGUGUGGACGGCACAGUCUUCUGCAUACGUGGGACAUCAGUUUCCUAACGAGAAGUGGCCAGCAUUUGUAGCAGUCCGUUCGGCCCUUUAUAUUGCAUGGGGUUUACUGUACGCCACAACAAACUCCAUCUGUAUGGAAGGCAAAAUAUACAUGGCUUUUGGUAUGAUGGGAUUUGCCUUGUGUUCUUUUGCAAUGUUUGAAUUCCUUCACCGUAAAGAGAACAGAAAGUAA